Molecule: messenger RNA, 952 nt
Organism: Lolium rigidum
Lineage: Eukaryota; Viridiplantae; Streptophyta; Magnoliopsida; Poales; Poaceae
Product: something about silencing protein 10-like
Exons: 7
Coding region: 1-786 (261 amino acids)
Biological process (GO): maturation of SSU-rRNA from tricistronic rRNA transcript (SSU-rRNA, 5.8S rRNA, LSU-rRNA)
Cellular component (GO): small-subunit processome; nucleolus
Source: RefSeq, a predicted model, not a curated record
AUGAAAUUAAGAAAAUUAAAUCAGGGCGCAGAUGUAUACAGGCUGAAUAAAUAUAGAAUUGCAGGUACACUUGAAAGCCUGAAAAUGUUGAAAGCAAGAUCAAAUCUUGAAGAAAGGUUAAAAGAAAAAGGGUUCAAUAAAACGAUGUGGUUGAAGCCGGAGAAGUUGUCAAACACCAGGGCAUCUAAUAAUAGAGAUCUGCAAACACUGGAUGACUUUGAUGAUGAUGUGGAGAAAAAUAAUCAAGUGGUCAGACCUAGGAAGCUCUUGGUAGAUGGAGCUAAAUCAAAUAAAAACAAGCUGGUUUCUGGCGAUGAUGACAUUCCAAAACGUGAUGAUAUUGGUAAAAAGCGACAAAAGCAUGAGCUACGUGUUCUUGCAAGAGUAAGAGGUGAAGAUGAUGAGUUGCCACAAGAUGGUGAUCAUGCUGGACAGAAACCUGACCAAUCCAGUGAUGAAGAUGAAUUCUACAAGGCUGUAAAAAGGCAAAGGACUGAAAAACUCUUGAGAAAACAAAGAGCUCCUAUCGGUAAACCACUCGAGGAAGAGAUUGAAGGAGAUGGCAAGAGGAAGAUCUCAUACCAGAUGGAGAAGAACCGGGGUUUGAGUCGUUCUAGGAACAAGAAACUCAAGAAUCCACGACAGAAAUACAGGGCUAAGCAUCAGAAAAAGGUCACUGCUCGGAAAGGUCAAGUGCGCAGCGUGAAGAAGCCUUCAGGUUCAUAUGGAGGUGAAAUGUCAGGCAUCAAUCCAAAUGUGAGUCGUAGCACUAGGCUCCGGGGUUGAUGGAGCGUUCACACAAAACAAACAUGAUAUGAAGUGGAUGAAAAGGACAUGUAUUAUCUGCAAUUGCUUCAUGUAUGAUCAUCUCAAGGAUGUGGAGAAUGUUAGUGACCUUGUUGCUAGUGAAACAUCUUUGUAAUGAAUAAGAAAAACUUGUUUGGUCGUGGUA